UAAUGAAGUAGUCACGAAUUUUCACUCUUGACGACUGAUGACAGAGGUGGAGGCCGACGGGCGCUACUUUCCUUUACUGUCUAUAGGAAAGGCAGGUUUGCGCCUCGCCGCUUAUAUUGUGCUCCCUCGUGACGACCAAACCGCCUGUCGCGCUCCAUCUUUCUCGGCUACGACUUAUUACACACUCCUUUCAGUAUGGGCUGGGGAUACUUAGCGUUGAGCUACGCCCUGUGGCUGCGCAUUGUCUUGAUAGACUGGGCCGCGGUGUGUCCCGAUUACUCCAAGUACUCUAAACACCCACAUGGACCAAACAGCGAGGGACCUCUGGCACUACCCUUCCAGCGGCCCCAUCCAAAAUGUCGAACGUUCCACUCGGACGCGGUCGAACAGGUCAUCCGCGAUGUCACCUCGCGCAUGAAAGACCCCGACCUCGCACGGCUCUUCGAGAACGCCUUUCCUUCGACGACAGAUACGACGGUCAAAUUUCAUACCGAUGGGACUAAGAAGUUCAAGAAGAAGAGCUCUGGACAGAGCGUACUGGACAAUGGCGCAUGGGAGGGGCCGCAGUCCUUUAUUGUGACGGGAGAUAUCACAGCAGAAUGGCUACGGGAUAGUUGCAACCAAUUAUCGCCCUACAUGCCGCUCGCGAAGAAGGACAAGGCAAUCUUUAACUUGAUACUCGGCGCCGUCAAUACCCAAGCGGAGUAUGUGAUCCAGUCGCCCUACUGUAACGCUUUCCAGCCACCGCCCAUCUCGGGGCUCAAGGUCUCGUUCAACGGUCAAGACGAUAUCGUCCAUCCGGCUUACGAGCCAGCUGUCGUCUUCGAGUGCAAGUACGAGCUCGAUUCUCUUGGUCAUUUCCUGACCCUGUCCAACAACUUCUACGAAGCCACCGGGUCUCUCGAUUUUGUGACUUCGCGCUGGCUCCUGGCCCUGGACACGGUGCUGAAGGUGCUUCAGCAGCAGAGCAUGUCUACCUUCAACCCCAAGACCGGGCAAUUCCAGAGGAACCAGUACACUUUCAAGCGUCAAGCAUGGACGGGAACCGAGACGCUGAACCUGGACGGAGUGGGGAACCCGCUGAACAACGGCACGGGCCUCGUCCGCAGCGCCUUCAGGCCCAGCGACGACGCGACCAUACUAGGCUUCUUCAUCCCGGCGAAUGCCAUGAUGGCAGUCGAGCUUAAGAGGGCGGCUGCUGUCCUCAAGGCUGCCAGCGACGAUGAACGGGCACAGAAGCUCGAGCAAUGGAGCAUGACGAUCACAGACGGGAUCUGGGAGCACGGCGUGGUCCAGCACGCAAAGUUCGGACGGGUCUUUGCGUACGAGGUAGACGGGUAUGGUUCGUCCAUUUUGAUGGACGAUGCCAACUAUCCAAGUCUGCUGGCCCUGCCUCUCAUGGGCUUUGUGCCGUCGGACGAUGAGGUGUAUCAAAAUACACGCAAGAUGUUGCUGAGCAGGACAUCAAACCCGUACUAUCUGGUGGGAAGGGAGUUUCAAGGCAUCGGCGGUCCGCACAUUGGCCUCUCGAACGCGUGGCCAAUGAGCCUCCUCAUCCAGGCACAGACAAGCCAGGACGACGAUGAGAUUGCGGGCUGCCUGGACUUUGUCCUCAAAUCCGCCAAGCUUGGCCUGAUACACGAGAGUAUUGAUGUCAACAGCCGGGCUUCCUAUACCAGAAGCUGGUUUGCCUGGGCAAAUGGUGUUUUCGCCGAGACCAUCUUGGACCUAGCCAAACGGAAACCGCAUCUGAUAUUGAAGGAUUCGACACCAUAUGAGUUAUAGAAGAAUGAGGAGGGCAAAAAGCGUUGUGAAAGGGGUGCAUGAGCAUGGAGAUUGAUUAGACGUUUGCACCAUGUAUUUCUUAGCAGCUGUUCUAGCGAUAUCCUUGAAUACCCCAUGAAGCGUUUUG
Messenger RNA from Cryphonectria parasitica EP155, 1912 nucleotides. RefSeq lists its product as uncharacterized. The record is from RefSeq and is a predicted model, not a curated record. NCBI's taxonomy places the organism in Eukaryota, Fungi, Ascomycota, Sordariomycetes, Diaporthales, Cryphonectriaceae. The coding region runs from base 196 to 1785 and encodes 529 amino acids. The transcript is spliced from 4 exons. Gene Ontology annotation, biological process: carbohydrate metabolic process.